AGGGUUUAGUUAUCAUACGUCUCCUAACCAUGGCUGAUACCGCCGCCACUACCACUACUGAUCGCGUUUCUUCCUCGACUUGCUUCAUCUGCAACGAGCCCGGUCACUUCGCUAGAGAUUGCCCUCAGGCCUCCAGCAGUCGCCCCACUGGUCGUCGCCCUAUGAACUGCUAUAACUGCGGCAAGCCCGACCAUCUCGCUCGUGAUUGCCCUAAUGAGCAGACCAACCAAAGGCCUUGCUUUAAGUGCGGCAAAGUUGGUCAUUUUGCCAGGGACUGCACCGAACCCGAUACUCGGGCCUGCUUCCGUUGCGGCCAGACCGGUCAUCUUGCUCGUGACUGCCCCAACGAGGACACUAGGCCCGAGAGCGAGCGUGCUCCUCGUGGACGUUCUGAGGGAAGGAAUUGCUUCAAGUGUGGUAAGCCCGGCCAUCUCGCCAGAGACUGCCCUAACUAAGCUGUGGUGUCUUAUGAGAGUGGUGGUGGCAUGAUGAAAUGAUGCUACUAUACGAUCAAGAUUCAUUGUCAUUCAUAUAGAUGCUCUACCCUUGAGGUUUCCUGUUGUUGGUUGUACUAGCAGUUUCGUGACGUUUGCUGUGUUUACACGGUAAAUAUUAGCGCUUAUAAGUACCACGAUAAUUACUCGAAGUUAAAGGUCAGGCUUCUCAGAAA
Perkinsus marinus ATCC 50983 is the source of this 670-nucleotide messenger RNA. RefSeq names its product cellular nucleic acid binding protein, putative. Gene Ontology annotation, molecular function: mRNA binding; zinc ion binding; single-stranded RNA binding. The transcript has 4 exons. Bases 30 to 455 code for a protein of 141 amino acids. Gene Ontology annotation, biological process: positive regulation of cytoplasmic translation. Lineage: Eukaryota; Perkinsozoa; Perkinsida; Perkinsidae. The record is from RefSeq and is a predicted model, not a curated record. Gene Ontology annotation, cellular component: cytoplasm.